CUGUUUUCUGGCAGCACGCGAAUAUGGAAUGACAUUGUUGUUGUCGUUUUACUGCAUAGAAAUAAUGUAAACAAUGUAAUUUUACGUCUUUAUUAUUCAAUAGAAAUGUAUACAGUUUCUGUUUAGCUCGAAUGCACGUGUAUGCAUCUGGAUAUUUCUGUGCAUCCUUCUAUGGCAUAAACAUGCAUCAGUACAUAUACGUUUUGCUUUUUUCCACCGUGCAUGUACUGGCGGCGGAAUCGUAUUUUGCCAAAGUCGACGGUGCCCCUCCUACAAAAAUAGCUGUUAUCGGUGCUGGAAUUGGAGGAACCGCCACAGCUCAUUUCCUGAGGCAACAUUUCGGACCGGAAGUGAGAAUUGAUGUCUUUGAGAAGAAUUCAGUUGGUGGUCGUCUGGCUACAGUCACUGUAAACCACCAGGAUUAUGAGUCCGGCGGAUCCAUCAUUCAUUCUCUCAAUUUGCACAUGCAGGACUUUGUCCAGCAACUGGGGCUGAAGUACCGCAAGAGCGUAGCUGGGAAAACGGCGGUGUUCAAUGGAGAAGAGUUCAUCCUGUCGGAAUCCGAUUGGUACCUGCUGGAUUUGUUUCGAUUGUGGUGGCGUUAUGGGAUCAGCUUCAUCCGCCUGCAGAUGUGGGUGGAGGAGAUCAUGGAGAAAUUUAUGAGGAUCUAUAAAUACCAGGCCCAUGGCUAUGCCUUCAGUUCAGUAGAAGAGUUGCUGCACUCUCUGGGAGGUUCAGGAUUUAUCAACAUGACCCGUCGCUCUCUUUCAGAGUCUCUGUUAGAAUUAGGUGUCUCCCAGCGCUUCAUUGAUGAGGUCAUAGCCCCAAUAAUGAGAGUCAACUAUGGCCAGAACAUCAGCAUCCCGGCGUUUGUGGGUGCCGUGUCGUUGGCUGGUGCUCAGACUAAUCUGUGGGCUGUAGAGGGAGGAAACAAGCUGGUUUGCUCUGGGCUCCUAAAACUAGCAAAGGCUAAUCUCAUCCAGAGUCAGGUUACAACCAUUCAACUCCAAUCAAAAGGAGAUUACCACCAAUAUGAGCUCACCUACAACUCUCAAAAUGAAAAGACAAUGGAGGUUUAUGACAUUGUAGUAGUAGCAACACCUCUCCAGCAAAAUGUCGAAUCAGGCAUCUCAUUUCAGGGCUUUGAGACAGACCUACCAGAAAUGCCAGGCUCCUAUCACAAAACUGUGGCCUCAAUCGUCCAUGGCUACCUGAAUUGUUCCUUUUUUGGCUUCCCUGACCCUAAGCUUUUCCCGUUUUCCAGCGUACUUACCAGAGACACCCAUGGAGUGUUCUUCAACAGUGCGGCAAGCAUCUGUCCCGUCAACAUAACCUCAGGCUUCCGGCGCAAACAGCCCCAGGAGGCCGGAGUUUACAAGGUCUUUUCUCCAAAACCUUUGGAGAAGAACGAACUGAAGACACUUUUUAAGUCUUACUAUUCAGUACAGGUCACGGAAUGGCUGGCAUACCCUCAGUAUGGGAGCACCCAGGGGUUGCCACCAGUGGUACUGCAUGAUGGUUUGUAUUACCUUAAUGGCAUUGAAUGGGCUGCGAGUGCAAUGGAGAUGAGCUCUGUGGCAGCUAAAAACAUAGCACUGUUGGCUUAUCACCGCUGGAACAGACAAGUUGAAAUGAUUGACCAGAAAGACCUGAUGCACAAGGUCAAGACAGAACUCUGACACGUUCUUCAAUGUUAUGAGGACAGUACUGGCAAAUCUAGAUAAAGUAAGCAAUGUCAUGUCUUGUAGCCAUCUGCAGUUUAACACUACAUAACUACUUAGUACUUACACUGGUUUAUGUUUUACACUGUCCAUCGGUUAAAGUAGUGAAGGAGAGCAGAUUAAAAUGUGAGAUCCAAAUGCAAGAUGUUGGGACUGUUGUAGUCUUAAGUGGGGAAAGUGAUCACCAAGGCCAAAUGUUUGAAACAUGAUCAGGAUGUUGUAACGCGUGUGAUGUGUUCUCCGUGACUGACUGACGUGAAGGGAUAGUUCACCGAAAAAUGAAAAAUCUGUCAUCAUUUACUCACCCUCGAGUUGUCCAAACCUGUAUAAAUGUCUUUUGUUCUGCUGAAUACAAAUUGAGAUAUUUUGAAAACCGUUAAUAACCAAACACAUCUGGGGCACCAUUCACUUCCAUAGUAUUAUUCUUUUUUCCUGGAAAUUUUGUGGAAGUCAAUGGUGCUCCCGAUUCGGUUUGGUUAUUAAAGAUGCCGUAAAAUGGAAAAUUGUAUUUACCUUGGCAUAGAUGAAUAAUAAGAGUUCUAUACGAUGGUAAUGACAUAACCUGAGCCUCAAACACGAUUGUUUCCUCCUAAUUUAAACCGCGUGCAUUCAAAAGACAGCUGGAAAACAGACCAAUCUCAACAUAAAACCAACUGUGACGUUAAAGUCGAAAUGUACGCCCUAACAUGUAUGUAAAUUUUUAUAUAAAAACAAUGUUGACACAAAGCUGAAAACAAAGUUGUGACUGUUGAGUUACCACCUAUAUGCUAGUUAAUGCUAUAUGCUAACGUUUAGGCUUAAGUUCUGCUAUUGACUUUACAGUUACUUUUGAAGGUCCACACUGAAUUUUU
Messenger RNA from Paramisgurnus dabryanus, 2572 nucleotides. Its product is annotated as prenylcysteine oxidase 1-like. Gene Ontology annotation, molecular function: prenylcysteine oxidase activity. Gene Ontology annotation, biological process: prenylated protein catabolic process; prenylcysteine catabolic process. The record is from RefSeq and is a predicted model, not a curated record. Lineage: Eukaryota; Metazoa; Chordata; Actinopteri; Cypriniformes; Cobitidae.